AUGAUAUCGGUGCUUGGAAGGGUGGGAGACCCCUUAGCUGAGACUGGUAUCACACAUCUGAACCUGUCUCGUUGCAGUCGGCUACACUCAUUGGCCCUGGUCAAACAUUUCACAACCCAUGCUGCCGUGCGGGAUUCGUUGAAUUCUGGGGACUAUGCGAUCUUUAAACCUAGGUGGAGCGAGAAUUAUUCCGCACGAUAUGCCCUUCCUGGUACCUCUGGCAAGCACCUGGAAGAACUGGGGCUAAGCUCGGCUGUUCUGUUGGCCCGGGACAUCAACUCAUUUUUCAUCCCCACGGUCGACCCAGCGAGGUCUGGUCUCGAAAAAGGAGUGCCUGCCAGUAUUCUUUACUAUCUUGACCUAGCCACGGUUCCGCAGGUGACCGUGAGGUCAGUGUUCAACGAGGGCUCUUGCCUCCUCCUAUCGAACCAAAGCUGGCCGCUCCAGGUGAUCAAGCUAACUAAUGAAAUCACUCUCUCUCUGUAUCAGGCUAGCAAGUACCGUCGAACUUCUGUGUCCUGGAAUAUAUGGGGAUCCGGCCGUCGUAGCUGGUACGUCCGUGAUUCUUCCUCGGCGCUCAUCCGCUCCGUUGAUGACGCUUCAGGGUCUUGGAAACUCAACUCGAAGCGCGACUCUGGGGCAUGCGAACAAUCCCUAUGGCCACAGGGCAGGUUGGAGGUCUCUACUGUUUUCGCUCGCCCGUGCUUGCUGCUGUAA
Messenger RNA from Penicillium samsonianum, 717 nucleotides. RefSeq lists its product as uncharacterized. The record is from RefSeq and is a predicted model, not a curated record. The coding region runs from base 1 to 717 and encodes 238 amino acids. The transcript has 2 exons. Lineage: Eukaryota; Fungi; Ascomycota; Eurotiomycetes; Eurotiales; Aspergillaceae.